Messenger RNA from Cinclus cinclus, 2960 nucleotides. RefSeq names its product SUZ RNA binding domain containing 1 (gene SZRD1). The transcript is spliced from 4 exons. Lineage: Eukaryota; Metazoa; Chordata; Aves; Passeriformes; Cinclidae. The coding region runs from base 425 to 1108 and encodes 227 amino acids. The record is from RefSeq and is a predicted model, not a curated record.
GCUGUGCCUUGCUGUAGUUCCUGCUGGCAGUGUGGGGAAGCAGCCAAGCCUCAAAGUAGAGCAGCUGCCUCCUGCCAGACGUUUGGAAUUUCCUUCUGUAAUGCCAGUUAUCAGCUGGCUAAACUAGGACACUCUCAGGUAGUGCUUUCUCUGUUUGCUUAAUGAUUACAUCAAACACAAAAAGCUGUUUUGGAGCCUCUUUUAACGGAGCUGUCACGAGGAUCUAAAAAUAUUGGUAGGGUUGGUGCAGGUCACCUGCAGGAGGGUUGAAAUCUGGCUUUGUUCUCCCUCUCAGCCGAGUUUCUUUGUGAAAUUGCUCUCAUUGCAAUACCUGGCCACCUUUGCUGAGGUGGAUGCCAGCCUCGGGCAGAGGCUGACUGGCUCAAAGCCUGGCUUUGUCAGUGAUUAAGGUGUCUCUCUGCCAAUGGCAGCGUGUGGAAAGGCCAGGAGUAGCACAGGGAGGUUCCCUGUGUUUGUGUGGGGCAGGGCAGGGCCUUCACCUGGCAGGAAUGUGGCCCUGCCAGCCAGCCCUGCCUGUGCCCCUGGCUGUGGGCUCGGGGCUCAGCUCCCCCUGGAACUGUGCCUGUGGAUUGCCCGGGCCCUGGCUGCUGCUGCUCCUCUGCCUGGCAGGCUUGGCAUGGUCCCUGCCAGGAUCCAGGAAUACCUUGCUGUGGAAUCCCAUGGGGCUUUACCAUCACAGGAAAUAGACAGACGGUUGGAAAAGAAGCUGAAGAUUACACAGAAGGAAAGCAGCAGAAAGUCCAAAUCUCCUCCCAAAGUGCCGAUUGUGAUCCAGGACGACAGCCUUCCUGCGGGGCCUCCACCCCAGAUCCGCAUCCUCAAACGGCCCACGACCAACGGUGUCCUCAGCAGCCCCCACUCUGCCAGCCGCCCCGCCUUCCCUGUCAAGUCACUGGCACAGCGCGAGGCCGAGUACGCUGAGGCCAGGAAACGCAUCCUGGGCAGCGCCAGCCCUGCGGAGGAGCAGGAGAAGCCCAUUCUGGACAGGCCAAGGAUCUCGCAGCCCGAGGACACCAGGCAGCCCAACAAUGUGAUCCGGCAGCCACUGGGCCCCGAUGGCUCGCAGGGCUUCAAGCAGCGCAGAUAGAGGCGGAGGUGCUGUUCUGCCGGCACGGACACACGGACCCGGGCCAGGGGACCUCCCGGGGUGAUUUGCACUGUGACCCUUUUGCUCUGCCCACUGUGACCUUCAGCCCCAUGCACUGUGACCUUCCCUCUCCACCCACUGUGAGCGGUGAUCCCAGCAGGGCUGUCCCCACGGCUAGGGGGACACGAGGGGCUGUGCCAGACUCGGCCAGGCACAGGGAGUUGUGUGUGUCUCACUCGGGUCGGAGUGAGCGCCAGCAAUAACGUCUGUUGUACUCAAAACCUGGCAUUUAAAGAAAGAAAAAAAAAAAAAGGAAGCCUCCCCAGCCACUGCGCAUGUUGUCCUCAUCACUUCCAGAAUGAGUUCUGUUUCCAAGGAUUUUAGGUUCUUUCAUUUGGUUUUCUGUUUGUUUCCUGUUUGCUUUCUGUAUCUUGGAUUGGUGGAGUGCAUGGGAAGGAUUUGAACUGUUUGUUUGAAUCCAGAGAGGUAGCUGAGUAUUCCGGAAGGAAUUCCAAUGGAUUUCCAUGAAUGUGAUGGCUUAAGGAUGACAAGCUCAUGCUUUUCCCUCUCCAUUUCCACUGCCGUGGAAGCAAACUCCUGGAUACCUCCAGGUACCUUGGAGUGGCACCCAGUUCACAUCUUGCUCUUGUUAAAGCUUGGCUCUGAUUCCCUGCUGGCUUUGAGGAAAAGUUUAAAAUACAUCCUUUUUGGGUUCUUUUGUAUUUGGGGAGAAGGGAAUGCAGAGUGACUCCAUGAAAAUGACUGCUGUCCGGCCACAGAGGGCUGGGCGGUGAAGAAUUCGGGAGAUGAGGAGGAGAGGCUAUGGCCAUGACGUCGGGCAGUGGGAUAUCCUGAGGGUCCGGCCCCAGUGGCACAGGGAUGGUACGAGCUCUCCCAGAGUGGCAGAACUGGGAACCAGACCAGCCCUGGAGAAAGCCUGAUGAUCCCUCUGUAUCCCUGGAGACAGCGAGGCUUCAGGGAAGGGAUUGUCCGGCUCCCGGGAAGAGGACAGGGAGGCUGCUGCUCCCCAGGAAUGUUCCCCCCUGGAUGAAGCUGAGGAUGACUUGAUAUCAAGGGAUUGAAUGAACACUAAAUGCUCUUCCUGGAGGGGCCAGGACCUGGAAACCCAGGUGGUUCCUGAUGGAUUCCUGCAUCGGGGUGCUUCCUUCAGUAGGUCUGAAGGGGAAUGAGCCAAUCUUGAUGUGCAUGAAAAGCCUUGUGUGGAAAUGAGGCUGAAAUCCCACAGAAACGGGGAAAAUAGAAACUACCUGUGUAUCCAAGUGAUCCACUGGAACCUUAAUGAGCUCCUCACAGCUGGUUCCCAGUGGGGUGGGAUUCCCCCUGGGAUCCUGCUGACUUUGGGGGAAUCUCACUCAUCCCCCUCAGGCUGGGGGCCGGAGGAGGUGGGAGGGAGAAGGAUGUCAGCAAUAACCAUAGACACUGCGCCUUUCCUUAAUUAUUCCUAAAAAUAGCAUCGAAUAGCCAAAAACUUCCCAAAUCCACCGGAUUUCCGAUGCAACUGGUCGGCGCCACAUUGCUGCCUCCUCCGUGUCCGGCACCAAAAUUCCACCUCUGGCACCAAAAUCCCCUUUUCCAGCACUGAAUUCCCUUUCUCCCGGCUGCUCUCUCCUGCUGCGUUCUGGUGCCAGGACGCGGAGCCAGGACACAGUGCCCAGGACACGUCCCGCCCGCGGGCAGGGCUCGGUGGCGUUCCUGUGGGAAGCGCCUUCAUCCCGAGGAGGGGGAGGAUGGACGUGGUACCGCGUUUCCACCCCCCCCCCCAAAAAAAAAAACAAAACGUGCGCCGGAAGGAAAACAUUUUAUAAAUCGUAUUUUAAAUAAAUGUCUUUAA